Musca vetustissima is the source of this 3126-nucleotide messenger RNA. Its product is annotated as capon-like protein. The record is from RefSeq and is a predicted model, not a curated record. The coding region runs from base 1 to 3111 and encodes 1036 amino acids. The transcript has 7 exons. Gene Ontology annotation, molecular function: nitric-oxide synthase binding. NCBI's taxonomy places the organism in Eukaryota, Metazoa, Arthropoda, Insecta, Diptera, Muscidae.
AUGAUGAAGCAUGAUGUAAUGGUGAAACCCUUACCCGUUAGUGUUGGCAAAGACAUACCAAAAAAGAGUCUGUGGAAAUCACGUUCCUCUUCGGAGACUUCCACGCCAAAAAGUCCCAUGACCAAAGCUUUUGACUUUCUACCAUGGUCACGUAGCAAAAAAUCCAGUGAAAAAUCAAAUAAAUCCACGGAGAAUAAAAACAAAUCAGAUCUGCCACCACCGAGUGGUGCCAAGAGCAGCUCCAACACAUCCUCCGAAGAUAAACGGGAUGCACUGAACUAUCAGCGAAAUAUUUCCCGAAAUGGCGGCAGUCUAAUCAAGGACAUUUUGGGUGAUAAACAAAAUAAAGAUGAACGACCGCUCAAGAAGUCAUCAUUGCGUCGAGCUCGCCAAGUCACCACGCGCAACAAGAGUCUCGAUAUUCACGAACUCAUCAAUUGUGUGGAAAAAGAACUCGAAAAUGGCUCGGAAAUGGGUGGGGAAAAAGGUCCGCACCGUUUUCUCGAUGAUACAUUCAUUGACACCUCACCAAAACACAUCCUAUUCAACGAUGAGAACACGGUUUAUCUGAUAAAGAAAGGUCAGCCGGUCAAUAAAUCUCUCAAAAACUGUGAUAAAGAACGUAAAACUCAUACGGAGAACAUACUCAAGGCCCGCCUUAGAUUCAAGAAAAUCUCAUCAUCCUCCUCCCCUGCCUCAGCUGAUAGCAAUGCCAAUAAUACAACAACACAUGCGGAUUAUAAAUCCUCAAUACUUUUAAAUAAUAAUCAUGUGAUAGGCCAAGAUAAAAUGGUCCCUUCUCGUAGAAGUAUCCUGCAAAGGCAAAUUACCAAUCCCGAAGAUUAUAGUGGCUAUAAGCCUUGUACUAGUCCCAUUCAAUUGCGUAAAAGAUCUCCUUCGGCUGGACGAUAUCAGCAACACCAACACCAUAAAAUGCAGGGUUCUGGUGGUGGUGGUGGCGCCGGAGGUGUUUACUCCUCACCUCCCUUUCAGCGACGCAAAUCUUUAACCGAAGGCCUGAUCUAUGAUACGCACAACAGCGGUGGCAUGCUGUUGCAUGAUAGCGGUGGUGCGGCUAACUCCAGCACCAGCAGCAUGGGUAGCGGUGUUAGUGCAAGUGGUGGCGGAGGUGGCAUUUUAAAUGAUCGCCCCAAAACCGAUAAACCACGCAAGAAAUUGUCCUUUCGUGAACCCGUGGUCGCAGAAAAACGUCGCUCCCGCCGCCAAAGUGCGGAAGUUGUUUCGGUCACCACAAAUGGAAUUAAUGUACAACCCGCCACAAUCAAAACCAACUGCAACUCACCAAUUUCGAACUGUGAUAAUUUAGCUAAUAAUAGUAGUCGACGUUCGACGCCAUCUAAUGAUGUGACAACGCCGACAGAAGAGGAUUUAAUGCAGUCUCAGGCCAUGCGUAUUGUACGUACCGUUGGACAGGCCUUUGAAGUAUGUCACAAAUUUAAUAUACACAAAAAUUCCCUGGAUCAGACAGAAGAACGUUCAGAUAUCUCAUCAUCCGAGCUAUUGGAUGUCGAGACACGUUCUGAACAGCAUGCCAGUGAUGAUGAUAUUCAUAACAAAAAAGCUGUAACACCGGACAUAAAUGUACCCCAAAGGCCCAAUCAUUUGGAAUUGAUACCGCAAACGAAUCUCAGUAAAUCUGGAAGUUUAGUGACCGACGAAGACAAAUCCCCAACAUCACCAUCUUCGCCCAGUCGUGAAAUAAAUAAACUGAAAGAUCAACUGGAACAGCAGGCAAUGCAAACACGCCAUGCUCUAACGCAGCUAAUGAUGGUGAGAGAACAAUUGAUAUCGGAAACGAAUGCACGAAUUGAAGCCCAGGCUCGCACACAACAAUUGUUACAACAAAAUCGUGAACUACUGGAACAUUUAGCCUCAUUGGGUGCAUACAAUGAACAGCAGGCGCCUGGCUUGACCACAGCCAAUAUAGGAAUGGCACCUCAGAAUCAUCUACAAAUGUUACUGCAGGCCACAGCUGGUAAUGCCAAUAAUAAUUUGGCCACAAUUAAUCAGCAAAUUAAUAAUUUGGGUACCAUCAAUCAACAACUGACAUCGCUCAGUCAUCAACUAAGCGGCCUGAAUCAACAAACACAAAAUCUACAAAAUUUUCAACAACAACAGCAGCAACAGCAAACCCCCACAUCGGCAUCGUCGUUAGCUCAGCAACAAAACAAUGCCCUACAAACACCAACAUCAUCAUUUAGCCAAUCGCAAUUACAUCUUAAUGUUUCUGGAGCAAGCACAGGCAAUCUGACCACCAAUACAUUGUCGACCAGCCCCUUCCCAUCGAUGAAUCAAUUACAAAAUAUUACAUCACAACUGCAGCAGCUGAGCGCUUCACCAAAUGUCCAACAGCAACAGGAGGCCCUGUCUAAGGAUCUGUUUCAGGUCAAUCAGGAACUACUGAAUCGACUGCAAGCAUUAAAUUUGGGAGCCAGUGGAGCGACAUCGGCUUCUGCCCUGGCUCUACCCAAUGGUGGAGCCACAACACCCUCCUCCUUCUUCUAUGUCAAUCCGAUGUCAUGCAGUCCCUCAAACAAUAACAACAAUGCCAGUAGUAAUUAUAAUUUCUUAAGCACUCCCACACCCAGUUCUAUGGGCAAUUUAACGCCCUCACCCAUGGGCACCCUUAAUCGCAACUCGUAUUCCAAUUCACCGUUAACUCUAAACGACGAAAUACAAUUGAGUUUGGAUAAAAAUCUGAAUGCGCUCGAUGAGCAUUUGAUGAAACCAUUCAAUCAUCAGCUAACACAGUCGGUGUCAAAUGGCAAUAUAGCCGGUUCCGGUGGCGGAUCCAGAGAGAAUAGUCGUUCAUCGUCAACGGUGGACUCGCCGCUGUCACAAAUGGUGCGCAGCACAUCAAAUUUAAAUAGCAACAAUAACAACGAUAUGAGUCCAUCAUCUUCAAAUUCGCCACGUUACAAUACGGUUACCCUCAAGGUUACCGACGAAGCCGGCAAUGUGACAAAUCAGCGUAAACUAUCCGCAACUCCGAGUUUUAUACAACGUAGUACCAGUGAAAAAGUACCAAAUCGUAGUCAAAUUAUGAGUCAGGUGCAGAGAACUGCAUGGGCUAGGCAUACAACUAAAUAACAAUGGGAGAUAUUU